AUGGACCAUCAUCUUCCCGUGGCACCGAAUGGAUAUUGGCAGGAUCCGCCGCUCGCAUCACCACAGACAUGGCCAUAUGCUUCCGCCCCUGGACCAAACGCAAUCUAUCCUUCCAACCCGUAUCCCUUGAGUCCUGUCCAUGCAGCGCAUGCCAUGCCAGGGGUCUUCCACCCAUUUGGCCAUCAAAGCCGCUUCACGGAUCCCCACAGUCCUUUGCAAUCAGUCCCAAGCUACUACAUGGGUCAUGACCCGAGGACCUUGUCUAGCACCCAGGCUCAACAGGCACAUCAGGCCGCCAUGUUGCACAAACAGCACGUGUACAAUCCUGCGGCCAAUAAUCAGUCGGGGCACUUGAACGGCAUGGUGCCAACAGCUCCCAACCACCAUGGCUACGUCCACCGCCAGGGACCUCGUUAUGGCAUGCACACACAAGUACAGCCACUUGAUAUGAACAGGAUGCCGACAGCUCCAAACGCGGCGAAUCAACACCACUCCCCAAUAUCCCCGCCACACUUCCAAUCGCCACACGUAGCGAUACCGCCCUCACCACAAGCACCGAGGGGCCCGCCUCGAAAGCCGAAGCGCUCUGGUCAUGCCAUCUGGGUGGGAAACAUUCCCAUGGGGGCUUCUAUCGAGGCGUUGAAAGAUCACUUCUCACGCGACGCGACCAUGGAUAUUGAGAGCGUAUUCCUUAUGGCCAAGUCGAAUUGUGCCUUUGUCAACUACGUGACUGAGGAAGCUUGCUUCGCUGCUGUUGAAAGAUUCAACCACUCCCUCUUCGGCUCUGUUCGGCUCCUAUGUCGCAUCAGGAGAGACGCCUCUUCGAACCGAGAAGGGUCACAGUCAUCGGCAAGCAUGCGUCAAAGUCCCAUGACGACCGAUUCGACAGUUUCCAGUGCUGCGUCUAGCAAUGACAAGCUUGACGAGGUGAGCGACGCCGUCGCCGGCCUUGGCAUCAGUCACGAAGACGACACCAGUACCCCUGACACUUCACCGCUUUCUCAACAACAGCCCGUCUUGGCGAAGACCAAGCCUGAUGAAAGAUACUUCGUGUUGAAGAGUCUGACCAAGGAAGACCUACAAGAGAGUCUCAUGAAAGGCACGUGGGAAACGCAGGCACACAACCAACAGAUCCUCCAUGACGCGUUCUACGAGGCGAGCAACGUCUAUCUCAUCUUUUCAGUCAACAAAUCUGGCGAAUACUUCGGGUACGCGCGUAUGAUCUCGUCGCCUAUGGAUCGUUCUUCCCAGCAGAGCGACAACCCCUUCCAAGACUCUACCUCCAACAAGACUCAAAACAUGAAACGAACGCCUGCCACGGCCACCGCACCACGAGGGCACAUCAUCGACGACCCACCGCGAGGUAUUCUGUUCUGGGAAGCUGAACAUGACAACCGCGCUGGCAUUGUCACGAGCGACGGCACGCGACCUCCUGAUGAUGGAACUUCAAGUCAACAAAGGAGUCGUCCUUUUCAGAUUGAAUGGUUGUCUGUGAGGAGAGUGACGUUUCAAAAGACAAAAGGGAUGAGGAAUACGUGGAAUUCGAACAAGGAGGUUAAGGUUGCGAGGGAUGGGACGGAGUUGGAGACGGAGGUAGGGAGGGGGGUUGUGGGCCUGUUUCAUGAGGGGAAGAGUGGUGGGCCAUGA
Molecule: messenger RNA, 1647 nt
Organism: Zasmidium cellare ATCC 36951
Lineage: Eukaryota; Fungi; Ascomycota; Dothideomycetes; Mycosphaerellales; Mycosphaerellaceae
Exons: 1
Coding region: 1-1647 (548 amino acids)
Biological process (GO): mRNA splicing, via spliceosome; regulation of alternative mRNA splicing, via spliceosome
Cellular component (GO): nucleoplasm
Molecular function (GO): mRNA binding; N6-methyladenosine-containing RNA reader activity
Source: RefSeq, a predicted model, not a curated record